AUUGUUGACAACCUAAUCAAGUGUGCAUAAAUUCAAAAUAAAAUGUUGAAAUCAAAAAUCACUGCGAUAUGUAUAGUGUUAAUACUUUUUUUGACAUUUAAAAGGGUUCAUUCUAAUCUUGGAACUAAAGCGUUUUUGGAAAACGAUGAUUUAGUGGUUACUUUGGCUAAUCCUAUUGGAAAAAUUCGUGGACACAUCCUUCAAAGUCAAAACGAAAAUGAUAUUUAUGCUUUUCAAGAUGUUCCUUAUGCGCAACCACCUAUUGGCCAGAACCGGUUUAAACCACCAAUCGGUUUAAAUAAUUGGGAUGGAAUAGUAGAUACUACCAGCAAUACAAAAAUCUGUCCGCAAAUGCCCAAGUCAAUUUCAACAAUUGUUACGGGUUUGAUAGAAACCGAAGAUUGUUUAGUACUUAAUAUUUAUUCACCUGUGCAACCAGGAUCAGACUCUUCUCUUCCGGUGUAUUUUUGGAUUCAUGGCGGAAGUUUCUUUGAGGGUUCUGGCGGUAUCUCUCAAUUUAAUCCAAAAUAUUUUCUAGACCAAAAUAUUGUUGUAGUGACAGUUAAUUAUCGUUUGGGAGCACUAGGUUUCUUAACACUCAAUGACAACAACAUUCCUGGCAAUUUGGGUAUAAAAGAUCAAAAUCUGGCAUUAAAAUGGGUUUCAGAAAACAUUCAUUUAUUUGGUGGCAAUCCUAAUAACGUUGUUCUAGGAGGCGAAGGCUCCGGAGCUGUUUCAGUCGGAUACCAUUUACUUAGCAAAUCUAGUAAAGGUUUAUUUAGUGCUGCUAUCCAGCAAAGUGGAUCAUCGCUAUAUAUUUUUGGGAACCAGAUUGGUUAUCGGGAUAGAGCUUUCGAACUAGGAAGACGAGUUAACUCUUCGUUCAAUUCCAAUAACAACACUGAAUUGAUGGAACAUCUCCAAUCGGUACCCUUUUCAGAUAUUAUCAGAGCUCAAGCUGGAUUUAGGUCAAACGAAAAGAUUGGAUUUUUGAAAGGAGAAUAUUGGAAACCUGUGGUUGAAGAUCCAGAUAACCCUGAUAGCUUUGUGACCGGACCGAUGCUAGAAGAUUUUGAAAAUGGAAACUUUAACUUGGUACCUGUACUUAUGGGAUAUAACUCUGAAGAAUCUUUAAGAGAAUUUCUAGCAACAGACGAAGAAGAAUAUGAAAGUGAUGCCAAAAAAGUAGAUCAGCUGCCAUCUCUCAUUGCCAAUGACAAGCUCAACAUACCCCAAAAGAAUAAGGCCAAAGCCGGGAAAGCUAUAAAAGCAAUAUAUACAGAAAGUAAAUUUUUGGGAAAUAAGACAGCAUUUGUCAGGUAUUCUAGCGACGUUGCGUAUAUUCAUCCGUUACUUCGCCAAGCAGAAGCCACUGCUAAGUAUACGCCAGUAUAUUUGUAUAAAUUUUCAUAUUCUCUGGAAGACUCGGUCAUUGAAGGAACUGGAAAAGUUGGUCACGGAGUAGAUUUGGCAUAUUUCUGGGACAGUCCAGUAGUUCCCGCAGUAACUGUUGAUGAAAACAUUCGAAAAUCGUUAGUCAAAUUUUGGGUUAAUUUUAUAAACAAUAAAAACCCAACUCCCAGCGAAGACCCUGAUAUUCAGAAUAUCAUUUGGCCUAAGGUAGAUACGCAAGAAUUUAAAUUCAUCAAUAUAGACGAGAUUUUUACAAUUGAGACAGAUCCUAAACGUCAAUAUAAAGAAGUAAAAGAAGUACUGCAGCAAUAUUUAAUGCAACCUUUUAAUGUAUACUAGGAUAAAAUAAAAACAAGUUUAAUUAA
Messenger RNA from Diabrotica balteata, 1778 nucleotides. The record is from the annotation of a GenBank genome assembly. Lineage: Eukaryota; Metazoa; Arthropoda; Insecta; Coleoptera; Chrysomelidae.